This is a messenger RNA of Henningerozyma blattae CBS 6284, 1401 nucleotides long. RefSeq names its product putative oxidoreductase (gene PBR1). Lineage: Eukaryota; Fungi; Ascomycota; Saccharomycetes; Saccharomycetales; Saccharomycetaceae. The record is from RefSeq and is a predicted model, not a curated record. The transcript has a single exon. The coding region runs from base 1 to 1401 and encodes 466 amino acids.
AUGCCAUUGAAUUUUUUAGGUGCUGUGUUAACUGAAGGUACUAGUAUUGUGCCUUAUUGGAAACAAGUCAAAACCAUCACCCCAUAUGUUUUAGGUGCAUCCGCUAUUAAAUAUUGGGCUAGUGGUGGUGCUAACAAAUGGGAACGUAAUUUGCAUGGGAAAGUGUAUAUUGUCACUGGUAGUACUUCUCAAGGUAUGGGCACUUCAGCAAUCCUUGAUUUGGCAAGAAGAGGGGCACAGUUGAUUCUAUUGACAAGAAAUUUAGAUGAAUGGACUAUUGAUUGGUGUAAUGAUAUUAGAGAGCAAUCAGGUAAUGAACUAAUUUACUUGGAAGAAUGCGAUUUGAGCGAUCUAUUGGAUGUUCGGAAUUUUGCCACCACCUGGUUAAAUAAUUCUCCACCAAGAAGAUUAGAUGGUAUUCUAGUUAUGUCAGGCGAAAUGGAGCCUUGUCUUUUCUCUAAAAGAAAAUCAAGUAUUGAUGGGUUAGAAUUACAAAUUGCCACAAACUUUGCAGGUGUCUUUCAUCUCUUGGAUCUAAUGAAGCCAAGUUUUAAAGCUCAACCUCCUGAUCGUGAUGUUCGUAUCAUUGUAACUACUUGCCUAUGGCAAAGUAUGGGGCGUAUUGAUGUAGAAGAUCCUUUAUGGCAAAAUCGAAAAUUUGAUGGAUCAUUGAAAUAUUUUGCUACAUCUAAAUUACAAUUAUCAUUAUGUAUGUUAGAAUUACAACGUCGAUUAAUGCGUUCUAUUAAUGAAGAAAAGAAGGGUAAAGAUACAAAUACUUUAUCUGAACAUGGUGCUAAUGUCAGUGUUACAUUAGUCCAACCUGGUAUAAUGAGAUCUAAUAGCUUACGUCGUAUAAUAAGUAAUGGCUCCAUCAUAUUGUUGAUCUUUUUAUAUUGUAUCAUCUUAUACCCACUCUUAUGGUUAUUUACCAAGAGUGGUAGACGUGGUGCAGAAAAUAUUAUUUAUGCAGUGAUGACCCCGGAACUAGAACCAGUUAAUAGAACAGAUUUAGAGAAGGUUAAAUAUAUUGUUGAUUGCGAAGAAUCCAAAUUAAUCCGUAAAGAAUUCCAAGAUGAAGAAUUACAAAAACAUUUAUAUGAUAAGACUGCUUCAGAUAUCCUAGAAUUAGAGAAAGCUAUGGCAAAGAAAAGACCCAUGAAGAAGAAGGCAAAUUAUACAGAUAAUUCAAUGAAAGUGGAUAAGGAUAAAGUUUCCAAGGAAAGGGCGUCCAAUACCGGUUCUUCUAAGAAUUCUACUAACAUUAAAAAGACUAAUGUUAGUACUAAGGGUAAGAAUCAAAUUAAUGAAAGUAACCUAUCUCAAAAUUCAUCAUCUGUUAGAAAACCAAAAAAAAGGCUAAAUAGAAGGCUUCUUAUAAAUUCACUUACUCUGAAUUAA